CACAUGCUACAACUUUUGAUUCAAUUUUUUAAAUUACUUCAGCUUAGAAUGGAUGAAUAUAAUAUAAAAUUAAGUGAUAUGCGGUGACAAUGUUUAAAUUAUUAUGAAUUUGGAAGGCAGGUAAUGUGAAUGACUGUAGUACUUUUUUAUGUAAUAGUGAAAGGAGAGCGAAAGCGUAAAAAUACGUUUCAAGAUAAUUUCAAAAAAUGGCAGAGGUUAUAGCGAAGCACACUCUUCACAGUGGUAUUUUUCAUCCUGUUUUACGGCAAUGGCAAUCGCCAAAUGUGGAAAUUACUGUUAGCAAUCUUAUGUAUCCGAUUUUCAUUUCGGACGAGCAAGAUGCUAAAGAUCCAAUUAAUAGUAUGCCUGGCGUUUAUCGGCAUGGUAUUAAUCAACUGCGUAAAAUGUUGGAACCAUUGGUGUCAAAAGGAUUACAAUCUAUAUUAUUAUUUGGAGUAUCAAAACACUUGAAGAAGGAUCAUACUGGAAGCAAUGCAGAUAGCGCCCAAAAUCCAAUUGUUCAAGCUGUACCUUUGAUAAGACAGUGGUUCCCAAAUUUAUUGAUAGCAUGUGAUGUUUGUUUAUGUCCUUACACUAUCCAUGGACAUUGUGGAAUUUUAAAUGAAGAUGGAAGCAUAAAUAAUAAAGCUAGUAUUUCAAGAAUUUCUGAAAUUGCUCUUGCUUAUGCAAAAGCGGGAGCACAAAUUGUGGCCCCGUCUGAUAUGAUGGAUGGAAGAAUAGGUGCAAUAAAACAAAAAUUGGCAGCAGCUGGAUUGUCAAAUAAAGUCGCAGUUUUAUCUUAUGCUGUGAAAUUUGCAUCAGGCUUCUAUGGACCUUUUAGAGAUGCAUCACAAUCAGCACCCAAGUUUGGAGACAGAAAAUGUUAUCAACUGCCUCCAGGAAGUAAUGGACUAGCUGCCAGAGCUGCUGCUAGAGAUGUUUCUGAAGGAGCUGAUAUGCUUAUGGUGAAACCAGGCCUGCCAUACUUGGAUGUUGUACGACAUACAAAAGAUUCACAUCCAGAGUAUCCAAUGUUUGUAUACCAAGUAUCAGGAGAAUAUGCUAUGCUUUACCAUGGCGCACAGAAUGGUGCAAUUAAUUUAGAAAAUGUGUUGAACGAAGUUCUUUUGUCUAUGAGAAGAGCAGGAGCUGAUUGUAUUAUAACAUAUUUUGCACCAUUAAUUUUGGAUAUGUUGCAACCAAAGAGCAAAUAUUAAGAUGCCAUAUAGAAUGUACUUAACAUGUAUGUAAUCAAACGUGACGUUUGUUAUUUUAAAUAAAGAUAUUAUAUUUGUGGUUAUUUCAUAAAAGACCGUACAUAAAAUAUACUGCAAA
This is a messenger RNA of Nomia melanderi (Alkali bee), 1335 nucleotides long. RefSeq names its product Porphobilinogen synthase (gene Pbgs). Gene Ontology annotation, cellular component: cytosol. Gene Ontology annotation, molecular function: zinc ion binding; porphobilinogen synthase activity. The record is from RefSeq and is a predicted model, not a curated record. NCBI's taxonomy places the organism in Eukaryota, Metazoa, Arthropoda, Insecta, Hymenoptera, Halictidae. Gene Ontology annotation, biological process: heme biosynthetic process.